This is a messenger RNA of Cuscuta epithymum, 1461 nucleotides long. The record is from the annotation of a GenBank genome assembly. NCBI's taxonomy places the organism in Eukaryota, Viridiplantae, Streptophyta, Magnoliopsida, Solanales, Convolvulaceae.
GUUUUAAGGGUAAGUCGCUCCAGGUGGGUGAAAAAGAUCUCUGGGUGGGUCUUCACACAGGAAAAUAAAGAAACGAAGCUGCCACCGCUCGCCGACCGGGUUGCUUUAAUCGCCCGACCACCUUCAGUCGUUUAGAGCAAUUGGGUUUCGAAUUUCAAAUGGUCUUUAGAGGGAGAGGAGGAAGAGGACGCGGUGGAUUUUCCUUCGGAAAGCAGCAGAAAUUUGACCUAUUUCCAGAAAUCAAGGAUGAGAACUUAGGUAAGGCAACCAUGCUUACCGAAAGGAGAUCUCUAGCACUUUCAUAUGCAAGGCUGAAGAGGUAUUGGAAUUCCUCAGCAUACUUUUUGGGUGAUGACAUUGAUGUUUCAAACAAAACAAAAGGCAUGGAUAUAGAAAGGUUUUCAGACAUGAAUUCAAAUAGAUCUAAAGCAAAACCCCCACUUUUGGAUUUCAUCUUGAUUACCCCAGACUAUUUUCCUGCUGAAUUGGUAAAAGCUGAAAGGAAGACGAAACGUCCUGCAAAAAGAGUUCGCUGGACUCAGGAGGUAGAUUUGCAAAAGUUGGAUGUCUUUGAGAAGCUUGAACAGAAGGGCAUUGACCAGGAUGAAAAGAAAUCUGACGAUGAAAAUGACGAGGAAGAAGAAGAGAAUUCUGAGGAAGAUGAAGCGUCUAGUGAUAAUGGUGACUAUGAGCAAAAUGUUCAUUUUGACGAUGAUGACGAUGACUUCAACAUGGAUGAGGGCGAUGCUGAUGAGCCCACAUAUGAUUGACGUUUCUCGGUAUUGUAUUUUAUUUUAUUUUCGAACUGCAAAUAUUCUUUCCUCUCUUUCACCCCCCUCUAGAACUGCUGCAUUUAUUCAUUUAUAUUAUAAUCCAUCUUGUUGAAGCUGCCUAAAAUUUCAACACCUUAUUCAAUUGACUAGCUAAAAUGUAUCCUACUAUAUUUCCUAAUGUGCAGGCUAUGAGAGAGGUAACCCUUUGCAAACUGUUAUUACAAAUUUACAAUGCCUUAUGUGCACAUGGUUAUGAACAAGACUAAUUUUGAUGGCCUAGCAGUUUCCGAAAAGUUUUUUCAUAGUUUUUUGUAAUCUUACGAAAGAAAUAACAACUUUAUGUGCUCUACUGCUCAGGACAUUGCAACUUUCAAUGCUUAGAGAACACGAGUGGAGCAAGGGACAACUCAAUCUGAUCUCUUUUUACAUAUUUUAUAUCUGAGUUUUUAUAUGAUAUUUUUACUGUUCAAUUGUUACUUCAUGGCAAUAUGAGAACCUUUAAAAUUUAGGGAUAAAAACUGUUUUGAUUCACAAUACUACUUCACAAAUUUAAGCUAAGCUAUUAUGACGUACGAAUUGCCUUCUCCAGACUCCAAUCAUAUUUGUCAUUUGUGUGAUAUGAUCCAUCUACACAAUACUAUUUUAUUUCUCAGGAAGAAUUUGUAUAUCUUUCUUUUGCAAUUUCCAG